This is a messenger RNA of Saimiri boliviensis boliviensis (Bolivian squirrel monkey), 1752 nucleotides long. Lineage: Eukaryota; Metazoa; Chordata; Mammalia; Primates; Cebidae. The record is from RefSeq and is a predicted model, not a curated record.
CCUCUGCGCUAUUUAAGGCGCCCCCGCCGCCCGCGCGGUCCAGCAGGGCUCCCGCGGGCGCCGUUCCGGCCAGCGUCCCCACCUCCACCUGGGCCGCCCGGCAGGCAGGCGGUAGGACGGGCGAGGCAGACCUCCCUGGAAGACUUGUUGCUAGGCGAACAAGAAGGAUGCCAUGCUGACAUGCUGACACGCUCUGUCUCCUUGCAGACGGAGGCCCGGGAGCCAUGGGUGACUGGGGCUUCCUCGAGAAGCUGCUGGACCAGGUCCAGGAGCACUCCACCGUGGUGGGCAAGAUCUGGCUGACAGUGCUCUUCAUCUUCCGCAUCCUUAUCCUGGGACUUGCUGGCGAGUCAGUGUGGGGUGACGAGCAGUCAGAUUUCGAGUGCAACACGGCCCAGCCAGGCUGCACCAACGUCUGCUAUGACCAGGCCUUCCCCAUCUCCCACAUCCGCUACUGGGUGCUGCAGUUCCUCUUUGUCAGCACGCCCACCCUGGUCUACCUGGGCCAUGUCAUUUACCUCUCUCGGCGAGAAGAGCGGCUGCGGCAGAAGGAGGGAGAGCUGCGGGCACUGCCGGCCAAGGACCCACAGGUGGAGCGGGCGCUGGCGGCUGUAGAGCGUCAGAUGGCCAAGAUCUCGGUGGCAGAAGAUGGUCGCCUGCGCAUCCGUGGAGCACUGAUGGGCACCUAUGUGGCCAGCGUGCUCUGCAAGAGCGUGCUAGAGGCAGGCUUCCUCUAUGGCCAGUGGCGCCUGUAUGGCUGGACAAUGGAGCCUGUGUUUGUGUGCCAGCGAGCGCCCUGCCCCUACCUCGUGGACUGCUUUGUCUCUCGCCCCACGGAGAAGACUAUCUUCAUCAUCUUCAUGCUGGUGGUCGGACUCAUCUCCCUGGUGCUUAACCUGCUGGAGUUGGUGCACCUGCUGUGUCGCUGCCUCAGCCGGGGGAUGAAGGCACGGCAGGGCCAAGACGCACCCCCAACCCAGGGCACCUCCUCAGACCCUUACACGGACCAGGUCUUCUUCUACCUCCCCAUGGGCCAGGGGCCCUCAUCCCCGCCAUGCCCCACCUACAAUGGGCUCUCAUCCAGCGAGCAGAACUGGGCCAACCUGACCACGGAGGAGAGGCUGGCUUCUUCUAGGCCCCCUCUCUUCCUGGAUCCACCCCCUCAGAAUGGCCGAAAAUCCCCCAGUCGCCCCAGCAGCUCUGCUUCUAAGAAGCAGUAUGUAUAGAGGCCUGGGGCUUAUGUCACCCCGACAGAGGGGUCCUGAGAAGUCUGGCUGCCUGGGAUGCCCCCUCCUUGAAGACUCUGCAUUGAUGACCGGGCCAGGGAAGCAGAUGCCUGCUGGCCAUAGAGCCGCAUUGCAAGUUGUUCUUGAACACCUGAGGCCUUCCUGGUGCCCACCAGGCACUAUGGCUUCCUCUCCAGUAUGUGGCUUUGCCUGAACACAGACAGAGUCAGCAUGGGAGGCUCCUGGCCAAGGGUAUUGGGGGCCCUCUGGCCUUUUGCAACCGAUCCAGAGGGACCCAGAGCCAACUUACCCCAGCCUCACCCUACGGGAGAGUCACCCGUGCGCAGGUUGGCCUCACACCCUCGCCUCACAGGAAAAGGCAGAUUGAGGCUGCUGGGUCAGCCUUAAUCUCACAGACAGAGCCUGUGCCGGAUCUGGCCCUAUCAAGGGAACUGGAGCCUUGUUUUCAUCACUCCUUCCUAGUUCUACUGCUCAUGCUUCUAAAAUAAACAGGACUUGAUCACAA